Molecule: messenger RNA, 2523 nt
Organism: Fimicolochytrium jonesii
Lineage: Eukaryota; Fungi; Chytridiomycota; Chytridiomycetes; Spizellomycetales; Powellomycetaceae
Product: P-loop containing nucleoside triphosphate hydrolase protein
Exons: 15
Coding region: 1-2169 (722 amino acids)
Cellular component (GO): cytoplasm
Molecular function (GO): ATP binding; ATP hydrolysis activity
Source: RefSeq, a predicted model, not a curated record
AUGGGGUGGAACGGGGAGAAGGGACACAGCAGGUUUGUUUGGCUCUACACCUUGGUUUACGGUUUUGGCAAGCUCAGGCUGCUUGAGAUCGGAGGAAUAAUAUGGCCAUUAGCGACUGUUCCUGCUCAAUCCGUCCAACUAGGGCCAGUCGUGAGGCAAAAUGGAGGGAUUGAAUUGGGGGCAUAUGUUACUCUGAGGGAAUUCGAAGAACCCGUGCUUGAGGCGGCUAGAGUGACGUUAAGACCGGUGACGCCGCCAACAUUUGCAAUUGAUGAGAUGUUUUCGAUAUAUGCGAAGGAGAUCCUGGUCGAUCUGCGGCAUGUCGUCAAGGGAGCUACGAUUGAGUUGCAAUGUGCGGGGAAGCUGAGGCUGUUCUUGGUUGAGGAUGCAACACCAGUGAGCGAAGCCCCGGCCGGACAGCCGAACAAGGGCGGGCAGUUGGCAUAUAGGAUGUCUCGCAGGACUGAGGUUUCCGUCUCACCAUCAGCAAUAUCAAAUCCCUCAGCAGCCUCAAACCCUCGCGCACCCACCAUCAGUUACGCUUCGGUGGGCGGCCUCGGCAACGAGAUCGCAACCGUACGAGAGAUGGUCGAAACGUCCCUCAAUGAACCGGAAAAGUUCACUCGUUUCGGACUACGCCCGCCCCGCGGCGUGCUGCUGUUCGGCCCACCGGGAACGGGAAAAACUUUGAUUGCGAGAGCAGUGGCGGCCGAGACUGGUGCCCAUGUGAUUAAUGUGAAUGGGCCGGAGGUCAUAAGCAAGUACUUUGGUGAGACCGAGGAGAAGCUCCGUAAACUGUUCACAACAGCAAAUGAGAACGCUCCAUCUAUCAUCUUCAUCGACGAAAUCGACGCCCUUUGUCCAAAACGGGAUUCUUCCGCUACCGACCUCGAAAAGCGGGUCGUUGCAACACUGCUCACUCUAAUGGACGGCGCCGACGCGACCGAUGACCCGCUUGAUACACGGCACCGAGUGGUAAUCAUGGGCGCAACUAACAGGCCAAAUUCUUUGGACGAGGCGUUGCGAAGGCCCGGCCGGUUCGAUCGGGAGAUCGAGAUUGGUAUACCAAGCGCGCCUGCUCGUCUCGAAAUCCUGACUGCGCUACUACGCCAUGUCCCGCACUCGCUGUCCGAAGUGGAGGUAGCCGAAGUGGCGGCCAAGACGCAUGGAUAUGUCGGUGCCGACCUGGCCGCAGUAUGCAGGGAGGCUGGGCUCAAAACCAUCAAGAGAGUGACGGCAAAUGGAACUGCGAUGAAAGGGGAUAAUGACGUCGAUCUACGAAUCAGUCAUGAUGACGUCCUUGCAGCAUUGACGGAAAUAAAGCCCAGCGCAAUGCGAGAGAUCAUGCUAGAAGUACCGAAAGUGCUUUGGACGGACAUUGGCGGGCAGGCUGAGACGAAGCAGAAACUGAAGGAAGCUGUUGAAUGGCCAUUGAAGCAUCCAGAAGCCUUCGCAAGAUUCAACAUCCGCCCACCGAAAGGAAUACUACUGUACGGUCCGCCGGGUUGCAGUAAAACCCUCAUGGCAAAAGCGCUGGCGACAGAAGCAGGCUUGAACUUCAUUGCCGUGAAGGGACCAGAGCUUUUCAGCAAAUGGGUAGGGGAGUCGGAAAAGGCCGUCCGUGAGGUCUUCCGGAAAGCAAGGGCGGCGUCACCUUCCAUCGUAUUCUUCGACGAAAUAGACGCACUAGCCGUCCGAAGAGGCGGGGACGAAACUUCGGUUGCCGACCGGGUGUUGUCCCAACUGCUCGCUGAGAUGGACGGAAUCGAGCCGUUGGUGAAUGUCACUGUCGUUGCGGCGACCAACCGGCCAGAUAUCAUCGAUAGCGCCUUGCUCCGCCCGGGUCGAAUCGACCGCAUUCUUUACGUGUCGCCACCGGACCAAGAUUCGCGACGAGAGAUCUUUCGGAUACAGACCAAAAGAAUGGCAUGCUCCGCUGAUGUGGACGUGGACUUGCUAUCUCGAAUUACUAAUGGAUACUCUGGCGCCGAAUGUGUGGCCAUCGGUCAAGAGGCAGCCAUGCGGGCCAUGGAGGAGAAUUUAUAUGCUGAGGAGGUCUGUCUUCGACAUUUCGAACACGCCGUAAGGAACGUGACACCGCGCAUCACCGACGACAUGAUCAAGUUCUACGACGAUUUCCGCAUGCAGUCUGGGUUAAGGAGCGUUUGAUGGUUUCCGUCUCUAUAUGCUUGCCCGAGUCCAGCGCUUGUACAACUUUUACACACAACUUUCAACCCAGACCAAACAAGCUGUUAGGCUAUUGGUGCUCUGUACGCCGUUGUGUACUUGACGGAUCAUCGCCCGACUCCGUGGUGUCUUCUUCCUUCGCGUUUCUAUCACUCCGCAGGGAUCUCUUGAACUUCGUACUAAACGAUCUAUUUCUACUCAACAAAGGCGUCAACGCUAACCGCUCGUUCUUUGUUCCCUCAGAAGGCGUUUGAAGUUCGAUUGCAGUAAACGUAUCCGCAGCCGUCGUGCCCGCUUUACUGGCGGAAGAAUCAAGUUUCCGGUCGGCGAUGCCCA